Messenger RNA from Leptinotarsa decemlineata (Colorado potato beetle), 541 nucleotides. RefSeq names its product splicing factor 3B subunit 6. Gene Ontology annotation, cellular component: cytoplasm; nucleus. Lineage: Eukaryota; Metazoa; Arthropoda; Insecta; Coleoptera; Chrysomelidae. Gene Ontology annotation, molecular function: mRNA binding. The record is from RefSeq and is a predicted model, not a curated record.
CUGACAAACGACAAGCUACACUCACAUUCGUUCAAAACAAACAAUAGUGGUUAAAGCAAAAAGAAAAGGUUAUUUUGUAUUUUGGGCGAAGAUAUUUCAAAAAUUUCUCAUAAAAAUGGCUUUAGCUAUGCAAAAAAAGGCAAAUGUUCGAUUGCCUCCAGAAAUCAACAGAAUUCUAUAUGUAAGAAACCUUCCCUACAAAAUUACAGGUGAAGAAAUGUAUGAUAUAUUUGGAAAAUAUGGAGCAAUUAGGCAGAUAAGGGUGGGAAAUACGCCCGAAACUCGAGGAACAGCAUUUGUGGUGUUUGAAGACAUAUUUGAUGCUAAAAAUGCCUGUGACCAUCUAUCAGGAUUCAAUGUCUGCAAUCGAUAUCUUGUCGUUCUAUAUUACCAGGCGAAUAAAGCAUUCAAGAAGACUGACAUAGAUAAGAAACAAGAGGAAAUUGACAAAAUGAAAUCUAAAUAUGGAAUUAAUACAUGAAUUUUUCAAAUACUACAAACCAUGUUUUUUGAAAUCUUUAUAAAUAUAUUAUCACUAGGC